This is a messenger RNA of Meloidogyne enterolobii, 1011 nucleotides long. The record is from the annotation of a GenBank genome assembly. NCBI's taxonomy places the organism in Eukaryota, Metazoa, Nematoda, Chromadorea, Rhabditida, Meloidogynidae.
AUGAUAUAUACUAAAUUUCUUGAUGUUUUUGCUUUUCGAAAACAGCAAAAUAAUCAAAAACAACAACAAACACUUGGAUUUAAUUUUUAUGGAAUGAGUCAAGUACAGUACAGCAUUUAUGCACAUUCUAAUUUUCUUGACGUUUUUUGGAGCUUAACAACAGCUAUUGAAGUUAGAUUAUAUGAUGAUAAAUUAGCUACUUUCAGGGAAUUUUUGGAUAAAACACAGUAUACCGAAGACAAUGUUGCUAGUUAUGAAUGGAUAUUUGGGACAGAUUUUACCAGCCCAGGUGGAGUAAAUGAAAACAGAAGAGUACUUAAAUAUUUCCGUCAUUUACGCCCAGGCCAACAAAUGCUUGAUAUUGGUGUUGGAAUUGGUGGUGGAGCUAGACAAGCUGCUAGGGAGUUUGGUCUUCAAGUACUUGGUUGUGAUCUUUCUUCAAAUAUGAUUCAACAUGCUUUUGAUCGUAAUCAACGUGACAAAGAUCAUCGUGUUGAAUAUCAAAUUGCUGAUGCUAUGGUUUAUCGUUAUGAAGCUAAUGCUUUUGAUAUUGUAUUUGGUAGAGAUUGUAUUCAACAUAUUAAAGACACAAAAAGAUUAUUUAGAAAUAUUUAUACAUGGCUUAAACCUGGUGGACGAGUACUUGAUACAAUGUAUGGAAAAGGACAUGGAGUUCUCUCUCCAAAAUUUCAUGAAUAUGUUCGUAAACGGCAAUAUGCACUAAAAACUUUGGAAGAAUAUAGAGAAAUUGCUCAUAGUGUUGGGUUAACAAAUAUUUACACAGAAAAUAUGACUAAACGUUUGAGAGAAAUUUUAGUAAUUGAACGUGAUAGAGCAGUUGAAAAUAAAGAGGAAUUUAUUCAAAAAUUUAGUGAAAAACGUUAUUCAAAAUUAGUUGAGGGUUGGGCAGAUAAAUUACAAUUUGUUGAUGAAGAUAAUCAAAAUUGGUUGUUACUUCGUGCGGAGAAACCGGUGCAUCCACAUGCUUAUUUAACAGAAGCUGGAGCCUAA